This is a messenger RNA of Cylas formicarius (sweet potato weevil), 2204 nucleotides long. It is a transcript of the gene Cp110, whose product is annotated as centriolar coiled-coil protein of 110 kDa. Gene Ontology annotation, cellular component: centriole. The transcript has 4 exons. The record is from RefSeq and is a predicted model, not a curated record. NCBI's taxonomy places the organism in Eukaryota, Metazoa, Arthropoda, Insecta, Coleoptera, Brentidae. Gene Ontology annotation, biological process: centrosome duplication; regulation of cytokinesis; centriole replication. The coding region runs from base 266 to 1897 and encodes 543 amino acids.
CUUCAUCUAUUCUGUGACCUAAUAAUAAAUUAAACAAAGGACGCAGGAUAUGCCAUAUUUUGUUGUUUGCAAAUUUUAGGUUUCACGUGUUACGGUAAUUAAUAAUUAUGUAAAGUUACAUCGUGUUAGGUACUCUUUUAUUUUUUGUUGAUCCUUGUUGAAAAAAGCCGGUGCAAAGUGACGAAACGUCAUCUCUCAACUAGUGGCAUGAAUAUAAACAAACUUUUUGUCUAUAACAGAUUUUUACUUUAACGAAUUAAUUAUAAUGAUUAAGCAUCCGUACGUGUCUUGUAUAAAGCUAAAUGGAAAGCCAAUAUUACCACCGCUUAUCACUUCAGAAAGGCGAAAGGAAAUCAACAUGCACAAACAGCAAGCCAUCAAACUGGAGCAACGUUUAAAAAACUGCAGGGCUUUACGCAAACACUUGAAUGAUCUCCUUACAACUCGAUGUUUAAUAGAGAGUCCUAAUUUAGACGGUAGUUUUGGAGAUAGCCACAUUGAGGCACUCGAAAUUCCAAAUUUCGAUAAGGGAGCUAAAAAGCUCGUCCAUUUAAACAAAGAUAUUGUCGAAGUGACCGAAUAUGUUGGUGAUACCGUGAAAGUGAUUGUUGACAGAUCCGAAUUGAAAAGUAACUGUGAUAAUUGUGAGAAUCCUGAAACCAGUUUAGUAAGUAAUGUAAUGUGUAAAAAUGAGUCAAAAGUUGAACCAGAACUGCUUAAUAAACCACGUCUUAUCAGAAGCAAUUCUUAUACUUUAGAGGCUCCUAGCCCAUUGCUUCUAGCUCAUUUGCGCAAAAUUUCGGACUGUAGCCAAGGUUCUACGGACCGCCUUAGAAGCUCGUCUGAAAGUGGUGGCUACAGCAGUAUAAAUACUGUCUAUCAAAAUGACAACAGCAAACUGGAGGAAAUUAAAUCUCCCACAAUAGAAGUAUUUCAAACUGAUAUAUCAGUUCAGCAAAUUAUGGUUAACACAAAUAAACCUGAAGAGGCUAAUACGACCAAGGAACAAAAGCGAGCAACAUUCUUUAUGAAAGAUCCGUUUGACGUUCUUGAUGCCGACUGUGAGUUUAUGAAGGUACUAAAAGAAAUACCAGAAAAUUAUGCAGAUCAAAUUAUGGAGUUAGUCCGAAAACAACAAUCAGAACAACAACAACGACUUGAUCGAUAUGACUGUAAUUAUUCUCCUGACGAAUCAAAUAUGUCACCUCUGUCAGCUACCGAGAAAACAAAACCAAGAAGUAGGAUAAGACGCAGCAGCACUUUUUCAAUGUCACCUAGUCAGUCGAUUCACUACAGUCUUAGCGAGUCUGACACUUUAACUGCCCCAAAUACUCCGCCCCUAAAACUGAUUGACUUGGAAAAUAGAUGUGAAGUGUUAAAUACAUCUUCACCGAGCAGAAAAUCCACUUGGAAAGAUAAUUUGAAACAUCUUGAGAUCAGCAGAGAACUAUUUCCCGCGACUCAAAACCGAGAGGCAUGGGCCGCCAGUAUAAUUGGGGCCCACGUCAAGGGUUACCUGACGCGGAGGUUGCUUCGCACCGAAAGGGUUCAAAAGCUAAUUGAAACAAUAAGAGAUGUGCUGAUGUGUGCCUUAGAAUUGCAUCGGUCUGACCAUAUCGACGCGAAAGACGUCGAAUUACACAGAAGGUUGAUACAACAGAUUUCCGCUGCAUGUUACGCCUUCCACGACAUAUUUUUCGAUCUCUCUAUACGUGAUCAGAUGCAGAUAAUCGCCAACGACAGGCAGCGUAAAAUCGAUAGGCUAAAAAGAACUUUGUCCGCCAAGAGACCUUCGUCAGCUAAAAGUACUACACGUUCAUUGGGUUCACAAGGCUCGAUCGAUCUGCCUGCGUCGAAACACACCAUUUCGAUGUCGCAAAGCGCUACUAAAGUAUAGAGUCCAAUAAGGCUACAAAUCAGGUGCUAUUUCUCUUGGGUGAGUUUUGAAAUCAGUUAGAGAUGGUUAAGAAUAUUUUCGAUGCAAAGCAUUUUAAAAAACAUUGUCGCACUACUUUUGGCUGUACUCCGACUGAAUUUUUUUACCUUAAAAAAUUUAUAAAUAAAAUUAUUUACGAAAUUUGAAAUAAAACGACUCGCGUGUAAUAUUACUAAGCAACUGUAUAUUUAUUUUUUUUGUAAAACAUUUUGAUAUUAGAAUAAAACAAUAACAAACCUAAAACGACAAAAUAAAUUACCAAUAUAUU